Hylaeus anthracinus is the source of this 1689-nucleotide messenger RNA. It is a transcript of the gene CPR17, whose product is annotated as endocuticle structural glycoprotein SgAbd-4-like. The transcript has 2 exons. The record is from RefSeq and is a predicted model, not a curated record. Bases 383 to 859 code for a protein of 158 amino acids. Lineage: Eukaryota; Metazoa; Arthropoda; Insecta; Hymenoptera; Colletidae. Gene Ontology annotation, cellular component: chitin-based extracellular matrix. Gene Ontology annotation, molecular function: structural constituent of chitin-based larval cuticle.
GGAGACGAGCGAACGAACGCGCAUCCUUGCCACCGUUUCUGUCGUCCCGUUUUUCGUUGGAACCGAGGGUUGUGGAUCAGCCAAGGGAACGCAAGUGCUCCAGAGGGAGACGCGACUGUGCCGAAAUAAACUUUCUCGGGUUAUGUAAAGGCUGGCAGCUGGCUUGUGGAAUCGCCGGUAUAAAGGUCGGCUCUGCCCCCAACAGUCCAAGAGUUGCUCACGAACUUCACGCCGGCAACCAUCGAACACUGACGCUCUAUAUGUGACGUCGUCUUUUCACCUGACUGGCAGACCCAUCUUCCACCGUUAGCGCUUAUAUCUCACUUUCUCGGGAGAGCGUUGCCUUUGCACAGCCGCGCGUGUGUCUCAUCGUUUCGGCAACAUGCGUACCCUGGUCUUCCUCGCCCUCGUGGCAGCAGCUCACUGCCAGGAAUACUACAGCAAACCUGAGAAGAUCCUUUCCGAGAACCGUGACCUGGGCGACAAUCGUGGCCACUACUCGUUCAACUACGAAACCGAGGGUGGUAUCGUCCAGAAAGAGACUGGAAGUCGUAAAUACGCUGGCACACCAUCGGAGACUCAGCUGAUCCAAGGAUCCGUGCAGUACAACGCCCCAGAUGGUACACCGAUCGCGAUCAGCUGGACAGCCGACGAAUUCGGCACUCAAGUAGCGGGCACCCACGUUCCAACCCCUCCACCUAUACCACCCGCCAUUCAGAGAGCCCUGGAGUGGAUCGCGAAACAGCCAUCCACCCCCGAACCAGAGGAAGACGCCAAAGACUCGUCCAGUCAACAGAACCUCGUCCCCACGAGCAAAAAUAGCCAGUUCAAACAGCUGCGGCCAAGCCAACGAAACUGAUCAUCCGUAUUAUCACUAAGUAGCAUAUAAGUUCAAUUAGUCGUUUGUAAUGUAACGAAUAAAUUUGUAUUUUUGUAGAAAGCCCGAAUCGCUUUUUGAAUAAUCUUUAUCGCGGUGGUUUGUUUCUCGAUUGCGGAUGUUUAUGCGAAUUCAUAUAUUGAAAUUUGGCGAGUUUACUGUUAGAGUAGUAGUCGUGAAAAUUUUUGCCGUGUCUAAAGCUUUGUUGUAAGACGAUCAGAAACCAUUUGAUUUAAUAUUUGUGAUAGUAUUUAAUUUGUUAACAUCGUUAAGUAUACGAAUUGUCAUCAGAUUCAGUUUAUUUUAUAUCUCGCAAUCGAAAUAAAUUCUUUUAGAUCCUUUAGCAUCUUCUAAACGGUAUAACGUGUAUAUUAUCGUUUACAUUUUGUGAGUUAUGCAUUUGUAGAGAUUUUCAUUGAUUUCUCCAUAUUUUCAUUUAUCGUAAUUGCGUAGACAUGGGCAGUCUACUCAUAUAUUUUUGAAGGAUAGGUUUCUUCGUUGGAACGAAGAAGUUGUGAUCUCUAGGUUGUGGUAUUGUCGUUGUACGAUGGAUGAUGAAACUCAUUGUUGAGUAAAUCGUAAACUUAUUAUGAGAAUAUAACAAUUUUUUUUAAUUGUCUGUACUGUAUACAUUUAAGGCUCUCUGGACAAAUCUACUUGAACUUGAGGCAAAUUUCUGAAACUUGAGUUUCAGAAAUAGUCCUUGGGGUAUUCCCAAACAAAACCUCUAUGGAAACACAUUUAACCUUCUGUUAUUCUCUAAACCAAGUAUUCCAAAUUCAGAAUGUUCAAGUAAAGGAAAAUAUGUGAAA